AUGUCGGCGGUUACCAGGAUUUUGUCAGAAGGUGAAACUGAUAGAAUCAGUGGUGCUGGCGAAGGCAGUCCAGUGGUCGAAUACUGGCUCGUGACGGACUAUUUGGCCUUCGGUUCUGUGUAUGAUUACAUUCACGACAGGGAGCUCUCCUGGGGUCAGAUGCUGUGGAUCGCGAUGGGAAUGGCUCGUGGACUCAGUUACUUACACACAGAACUUCCCCGCACCGUCUCCCAGUACCCCAAACCGAGCAUAGCCCAUAGAGACUUUAAGUCUCGCAACGUUCUUCUCAAACCUGAUCUCACCCCAUGCAUCAGCGAUCUAGGGCUGGCUACUCGCCUGGAAACUGGUCGUGGCUUCGGCGAUGCCCAUUUGCAGGUUGGCACAGCGCGAUACAUGGCUCCGGAGGUUUUGGAUGGAGCCAUACAGUUCACAAGGGAUGCAUUUCUUCGAAUCGACGUUUAUGCACUAGGUUUGGUAAUUUGGGAGUUGAUGACUCGAGCCCACGGCCCUAGCGACAUCCCACCCGACGAGAACGCCCCACCUCGUUUGCCGCCCUACAUGGCACCCUUUGAGGCCGAGGUGGGGCCUAUCCCCACCAUGGACAAACUACAGCACUAUGUUGCGAAACUCAAGAAUCGUCCCCGGGCCCGCCCGUGGUGGGAAAAAGAUCAGGUGAGUGAGUGCUACUAG
Messenger RNA from Hydatigera taeniaeformis, 690 nucleotides. The record is from the annotation of a GenBank genome assembly. NCBI's taxonomy places the organism in Eukaryota, Metazoa, Platyhelminthes, Cestoda, Cyclophyllidea, Taeniidae.